AUGGCUAUGAGUUCCUUUCUGAUCAACUCAAACUAUGUGGACCCCAAGUUCCCUCCGUGCGAGGAGUACUCGCAGGGCGACUACCUGCCCAGCGACCCCUCGCCGGGCUACUACGGCGCCGGCGGCGGCCCGAGGCGGGAGGGCGGCUUCCCGGAGGCGGGCUUCGCGCGGCGCGCGCCGUGCACCGGGCAGCGCUACGCGGCCUGCCGGGCCCCCGGGCCGCCGCCGCCGCCGCCCCCCGGGCUGUCCCCCCGGGCGCCCGCGCCGCCGCCCUCCGGGGCCCUCCUCCCGGAGCCCGGGCCGCGCUGCGAGGCGGCCAGCAGCAGCCCCCCGCCGCCGCCCUGCGCGCAGGACCCCCUGCACCCCAGCCCGUCCCGCUCCGCGUGCACGGAGCCCGUCGUCUACCCCUGGAUGCGCAAAGUCCACGUGAGCACGGUCAACCCCAAUUACGCCGGCGGGGAGCCCAAGCGCUCCCGCACCGCCUACACGCGCCAGCAGGUCCUGGAGCUGGAGAAGGAGUUCCACUACAACCGCUACCUGACGCGGCGCCGGCGCGUGGAGAUCGCCCACGCGCUCUGCCUGUCCGAGCGCCAGAUCAAGAUCUGGUUCCAGAACCGCCGCAUGAAGUGGAAAAAGGACCACAAGCUGCCCAACACCAAGAUCCGCUCGGGGGGCGCGGCGGGCGCGGCGGGAGGGCCCCCGGGCCGGCCGGGCGGAGGGCCCCCCGCGCUCUAG
This is a messenger RNA of Pipistrellus nathusii (Nathusius's pipistrelle), 735 nucleotides long. Lineage: Eukaryota; Metazoa; Chordata; Mammalia; Chiroptera; Vespertilionidae. The record is from the annotation of a GenBank genome assembly.